AUGGCCCCUCCGCUUGCAAACGACCCGUGGCUGGCUGGAAGACACUUCGGUAUCGUUAUCGACGCUGGUUCGUCAGGUUCCAGGCUGCAAGUAUACAGCUGGAGAGACCCUCGCUCCCUCAACAUCCCCAAAGGAAGUCCGCUCGCGUCGAAGCUUCCAAAAGUCGAGAAAGGGACAAAGGACGAUGACCUAUGGGUGACGAAGGUUGAGCCUGGCUUGUCGUCCCUGGAGAACGACCCGGAGGCCGUCGGAACGUACCUGCGCCCACUGCUUAGCCAUGCCCGCGACCUUAUCCCACCUUCACUCCACAAGGACACCCCGCUCUUCCUGCUUGCGACGGCUGGUAUGCGCUUGCUAUCACCGAAGAAGCAGGCUCAGAUACUGCGAGAGACGUGUCGUUUUCUCGUCACUCAUUCCAAUUUCAAAAUAGACGAGCCCUCCGACAUCGGACCCUGUGGUUCCAGCGUCCGGAUAAUAACCGGAGAGGAAGAAGGUUUAUUUGGGUGGAUUGCCGUCAACUAUCUUAUGGACGGGUUCUCGGCGUCCAGUCAGGACAGGACGACGUAUGGGUUUCUGGACAUGGGCGGGGCAUCAACCCAAAUUGCAUUUGAACCAAGCAAGAAGCAUCAAGACGGGACGAAGGACCUCAUCGACGUCCGUUUGCGACUGCUCGGAGGCGAAGAAAUACACCACAAAGUCUUCGUGACUACGUGGUUGGGCUAUGGUACGAACCAGGCUCGAGAGCGCUACGUUGGAGCGGCUAUCACGAAGUACGACACCGCUCGAGCGGCGGAUGACCGCGACGAUGACCGCGACGAUGAAGAGCACCACAUUGUUCCUGAUCCUUGUCUCCCAAAGGGUCUCAUGCUCACAGAAUCACCCGUCCACGCCACCAACCCAGAGACAAAACACCUCAUGAAGUCACACAAGUUGCUUGGAACGGGAUCUUUUGAGCAAUGCAUGAAAAGGACGGCCCCGCUGCUGAACAGCAGUAAACCUUGUCCAGACACCCCCUGCCUGAUGAAUGGCGUCCAUGUACCACCAAUAGACUUCUCCGUCUCCCAUUUCAUUGGCGUUUCAGAAUACUGGUACUCAUCUGAACACAUUUUCGACCUUGGCGGCGCGUACGACUAUGUCCAAUACGAGCGCGCUGCCUCCAACUUCUGCUCCAGAGACUGGGCGGGCAUUCUCAAGGAGCAUGAAGAGUCGCGGGUGCAGCACCGGCUGGGUGGAGACGGCGAGGUGGAGGAGGGCGGGAAGGUCGUGGCGGCCGGCCAGUGGGGUCCGCAGGUCGAGCUGCCCCGACUACAGAUGCAGUGCUUCAAGGCUGCGUGGAUUGCCAACGUUCUCCACGAAGGCAUCAAGAUGCCGCGAAUCGUGGACCCAGGCGGCAAUUCGACCUCGGACGACGGUGAUAAGGUCGAAGAGGAGGCGGCGAAGAAAGGCCUAGGACGGCCAACCUUCCAGUCCAUGGACUCGGUCGGGGACAUUGCGAUCAGCUGGACCCUUGGCAAGAUGGUUCUCGAAGCGAGCAAGGAGGUCCCUCCGCUCGUCAAAGCUGCAAAACCGAUACUGGACCCCAUUGAUGAUAUUGAGAACCCGGAUGAAUUCCCUAUCAAGCCGAUUCGACCGCCUUUCCUUUCGUUGGAUGGGCUCGAAGAGAGGAUAACACCUCAUUUGCCGUCGUCGCUGAGCAGAAAUUCUUUGGGUUUCUCGCCCGUCCUGUUCCUCCUCUACCUCACAAUCUUUGUCCUGCUCAUCAUUGCCUGCCCUAUGCGAAGAGUACUCCGAGCAUCGUGCCUUCGCUCAGUCCGGAGCCUCACCAAACGCGACACCAUGUACGGCGACAUGGAGGAAGGCAACUCCAAGCUGGGCAACGGCCGGCCUCCUUCACCCACGUCGGCGACGUUCGGCGGACGCUGGCUCUACCCCGUUCGACGCGUUUUCUUUGGCAACAGCCGCCCAACACCCAGGUCACCUCUGUCAGUGGUAACUUCGAACAAACCCAUCCUUCGACAUAUGAUGCCUAAUGGAAGUGGGCUAGCCAACGCCAACGGCAGCGUGCGCGCCUCGCCCACGCGUUCGUUUACGCUCCCUACCGGGGGUUUCGCAGCUACGGCGAGCACAACUCAGUAUAUCUCUCGGUCGCCCUCCCCCGGCCCGAGCUUUGAUGAUGCAAGCUUGGUACCUGGGCAGAUGCAGGCGCAGGCUUCUCUGAUGACGUCGCGCUCAAGGAAUGCAAGCCAGAUUAAUUUGUCGAGCAUGGCGCCCCGCCCUGGGGCUAUUUCGCGUGCGAGCAGCUCGUAUCACGUUAAUGGGAUGGAGAUGGAGUGA
Cyclocybe aegerita is the source of this 2334-nucleotide messenger RNA. The record is from the annotation of a GenBank genome assembly. Lineage: Eukaryota; Fungi; Basidiomycota; Agaricomycetes; Agaricales; Hemipholiotaceae.